Molecule: messenger RNA, 1520 nt
Organism: Lactuca sativa (garden lettuce)
Lineage: Eukaryota; Viridiplantae; Streptophyta; Magnoliopsida; Asterales; Asteraceae
Product: protein IQ-DOMAIN 9
Source: RefSeq, a predicted model, not a curated record
ACUCAAAAUUAUGAUGUUCCUCUCCAAAACUCCAAAGUCACCAACGACAAUUCGAUUAAUUCCAUUAUUGUUCACCAAACUCAAUCAUAAUAAAGAUUCUUGGCACAGAGCUAAAAAGAAACCCAAUCUCAAUCUCAAUAAUUAUAAUAAAAUGCACCCUGUUGAUGUUCUCCCUUCUCCAAUUCGAAUUAACACCCGUUAGAGAGAAUCAAAGUUUGACGAGCGAGAAUUUAAUGAAAGAAUUGAGCUGGUUGGUGAGCAAUAAUUGGCCAUGGCGAUAAUAUCCACAAUUUCAACGCACCAACCUUUUGUUCCUUUUCCCCCCUAUUUCUUCUUCUCUACUCGUUUCCCCAAAUGGUAAAUCCACUUUGCUUCGCUUUUCUGUUCUUCGGAUUUUGUGGGCAUUCCACAUUUCGCUUAUAGAAUCUAAAGUUUUUCUUCUCUGCAGUAUAAACCAAGUGUAGCAUCAAGAAUGGGAUCUGGAGAUUGGUUGAAGAAUAUAAUCAACUUAAGUAAAUCAAGGAACCCAAAAUCAAAGAGGAUGAAGGGUUUUACUUUAUACGUGAAAAAUAAAUCGGAAUCCCAACCUCAAGAAAAGUCAACAAUUUUGGUCAAUGGUGUUGCUUCCGAGAAGCCUAAGGUUGUCCGUCAGGUGGUUGAGGAUAUUGCUGCAACUCGUAUCCAAACAGCAUUCAGGGCAUUUAAGGCAAGAAAAGCACUAAAGCAUUUGAAAGGAGUAUUAAGAUUGCAAACACUUACAAAAGGUGAUUUUGGAAAGAAGCAAACAUCAAAUACAUUAAUGAAUCUUCAAUCAUGGAGCAAGAUACAAUCCCAAAUUAGAACACGAAGACUUCAAAUGGUUGAAGAAGAAGGAAUUAAACGGAAGAAAUUAGAGAAUCAAUUGAAGCUCGAGACCAAGCUCCGUGAUCUAGAGGUGGAGUGGAGUGGUGGUUCUGAUACCAUUGAUGAGGCGCUUGCAAGGAUACAACAUAGAGAAGAAGCUGCGUUAAAGCGUGGGAGAGCUAUGGCAUAUGCCUUCUCUCAUCAGUGGAGGCCAAGUUCAAGAUACAAUUUAGGCCCGUAUGAUUCAGAAGCAGCUACUGCUGAAUGGGGUUGGAGUUGGUUGGAUAGAUGGAUUGCAAUUCAACCAUGGGAAAACCGAGUCCUGGUUGAGUUGACUCAGAAGAAACUCAACAGCCCAGCAAACAAAGCUAUGAAAAACUCAAAAUCACCAUCAAUGAAAAAUUCAAAGUCCAUGAAAACUUCACCUAAUGGUAUGAAAACUCCAAGAAACCGAAAGCUAUCCUAUAUGGCAACCAAUAAAAUAGAAACACCGCUAAAAGUGUAACAUUUGGUAACUGGUCAAACGGUCAAACCAAACAUGGUGUGCUACAUUCUGAUUUUAAUGUGUAAAGUUAUUUAUUUUUUUCUAUUUAUAUUGUAAAUAGAUGCAAUAAUGAUUUAUGGGGUGAAUAUUGUAUGUGUUUAUUUGGUUGGGAAUGUUAUAGAAUUGUCGGUUA